Paramormyrops kingsleyae is the source of this 5887-nucleotide messenger RNA. RefSeq names its product astrocytic phosphoprotein PEA-15-like. NCBI's taxonomy places the organism in Eukaryota, Metazoa, Chordata, Actinopteri, Osteoglossiformes, Mormyridae. Gene Ontology annotation, biological process: regulation of apoptotic process; MAPK cascade. Gene Ontology annotation, molecular function: protein binding. The record is from RefSeq and is a predicted model, not a curated record.
GAUAAAGAGCCGUGACAUCAGCUUGGAGAAAUGUAUGUGCGGUGGGAAAGGAAGAAUUACAGAGCCGUGUGACUCGGGAAGAGGAGCGGACGGCAGAGACGGGGAAGGCGUUUCCAUUCCCAGCCCGGCGAGUCUGCACGUACGAGCGGGCGAAUCGGGCCGAUUGCCCGGCGCACAGAAUAAACCUUAUAUCCAAUUUACUGUCACUGAUACGCGUUUCAGAUCAUUCAGAACGAACUGUUAAUAAUUUAGUAGCUCCAGCAACAUAUUUGUAUUACUCGGGAAAAAGAAGAAGGGACUUUUACAAAAGGAUAAUUUUCAAAUCCAAAAGAACGUGAGAAAAGGCUACAGACACCGGGAUAAGGAAACGCCUUUUUGUUUUUCUUUUGCUGUUUAAGAGCAUCACUGCGCGGCUGAUUGAUUCCAUCCGGAGACAUGUCGGAGUACAGUGUUCUGCUUAGUGACCUGUCUGAGAACAUCACCAAUGAAGACCUGGACCAGCUUAAGUCUGCUUGUAAGGAGGACAUUCCAGAGGAGCAGAGCAAUGCUAUCACCUCCUCCAAGGAGUGGUUCCACUACCUGGAGAAGAAUGACAAGCUUUCCCAAGAUAACCUCUGUUACAUCGAGCACAUCUUCGAGAUCUCACGGCGCCCCGACCUGCUGACACGCGUCAUCGAGUACCGCACCACAGUGCUGAAGAUUUCCGAAGAUGACGAGAUCGACACCAAGCUGACGCGGAUCCCCUCUGCCAAGAAGUACAAGGAUAUCAUUCGCCAGCCAUCAGAAGAUGAGAUCAUCAAGCUGGCUCCACCCCCCAAGAAAGCAUGAGGUCACCGCCCCUGACCUAUCAAAUGUGAUGCAGUCGUCAGUGCUCCCCGUAUAGCUCAGCAACCCGGUCGCACCAGUCUACCCUCCUACCCAAUGAAAUACAAUAUGGACUCUCCCACCAACCAAUCACAGAGCAGGCAGGCCUCUGUUUUCCACAUCUGUGAGAACAGAGAGGAUUCCAGAUGCAUGAGGAACGGGAAGGAACAUGGUGACGGAUGAUGCGUCAGAGCUUGUGUCAUCUUUGAAAUGUUUGAAAAUAGUAUUUCAACUCCCAAAUCUACCUUCUGGUAGCAAAAGUUUGCCAAACUAUACAUUUGUUUAUGACAUCUGUGAUGCUUUCAUUUAGGUCAGAUUUUCCAUCUGUUCCAUUUGAAAAAUGAGGGUUUGUUUAGGACAGUAUUAAUAACUUUGGGAAAAGUUAAAGUUCAAUAUAUGAUAGUAUUAAAUAGAGAUUUAGGUGAAAAUAUAUCAAAAUAUUGAUAUCCCUUUAAAAAUAUUUUUGAAUUGUAUAUCAAAGACCUAUAAUGUUUUUACAAAUUUAUUUCUUUUUGUCUUCACAAUGAAAGCUGGAAGAUUGACUGAUGCUUCUGUGUUUAGUAGUUAAAAUAUUUCCCUUAUAUAUGACCUCUUUGCCAAGUCUUGGUAGUCUGUUGCAGUGCUAUACAAAAUAAUAUAGUGGUUUUCAUAGAGAUUGUGGGGUGGUAGAAUGUACUGCUAAGAAUUUGUACCAAAAACAAAAGGAAACGUGUUUUCUGUCAGACAGGACUAUAUUUUUUCCAGGGAGAAAUGGUCCUGCAUGUUUAACUGGGUUGUAAUACAGGCUGUUGUCCAUUUUCUUAGACACAUUUACACCUGAUUAAUUUUAAACUGUAUGAAAAUAUAAUACAUGUAUUUUUAAUAUAGGUUGGCAAAAUUAGUUGCAGUGCCUAGGCUGAUCGAUAUAACAUUUCAGUUGUAAAAUUUGUGCAAGAAUAUUGCCUCACUCUGAAGCAUGAAGCAGUAAAAUGCUUUACUUAUAACACCUCGUGGAAAUCUCCAGAGAGGUUGUGCUUUUUUUCUUGAUCGCUCACUGAAAUAAUGAAAGGAAAUGGCGCCCUCUGGUGGAUUUUUCAGGCUUGUUUUUCACUGUGUUGACGUAGAACUGUUUGUAUCGUGCACCCCCACCUGUUUUAACCAGGCUCUGCAAUUCAAGGCAAUAUCCUUGAUAUUCUUUGCUUAUAGGACCAAGCCCAUGAUAUUCUUUGCUUAUAGGACCAAGAUCUUUUUUUUCAUGUUAAUUCCAAUGUAUGCUUGGGCAUUUUUUUUAUUCUGUGUAAUUUUGGAAUAUUUUUUGUUUCUAGCAAGCAUAAUGUGAAAAAAUAGUUGCUUGAACAUAGUGGUGGACUGAAAUAUUCUAUGCAAAUGCCUUAGAGAAACUGAACCAAUGGACUUCAUCGAUUCAAAUGGAAAAUAUAGUUUCUAAUUGGUUUUUAUUACCGGCGCAUUUAAUUGAGCCUUUGCUUGUUAUUCUGGUUUUGCUCUUGUUUGCCGGGUCAUUGCCAGCCCAUUUAAUCAAACACAACACUUGAAUUGCAGCUCUUGCUCUUUCAUUACAUUUCUGCUCUCCCAUCUAUCAACGGGCUGUUUCGUGCAGGUAUAUACUGUCUGUCACUGCCCGCUACAGUCACUAGUGAGGGCGGAACACGGAGCGUUGAUGGUUUCUGUGGAGGAAGGAAGGCUGCAUGUCUGGAAGGUGUCUAUGAAUGUAGGGCACAGCUACUGGUGCUUGUGAGGGAUGGAGAUUGGAUGGUUUGGAUGGAUUCAAGAAAAAUGUGCUUUUUGGAUACAUUUGGAGUAGAUAAUUGCGAUGCUUCAUUAGCUUUUGCAGGUUUCUGAGUUUUAACAAAAUCAGUGACCAUCCACAUGACAUCUGAAUCCCUUUAGUAUUUAAUCAGUAAUUCAAAUACAAAUAUCUCCGAGCAGAGGCUGAACUUCCCAAACAUUGGCACCACCCAGUUGGCUCGUCUCAGUAAAAAUCUCUGUAAAACAAUAGUAAUAGUUUAAGAAAAGGUGUGUGAUUUUGGAGGAAUCAAUAUGUCUACACAAUCGAGAGAACUGGAUGGUGCGGUGAUGUUGGCUUGUGUUGGGAGGUGGUGUGUGAGGAAGGUGUGGAUUGGACUGGAAACGGCAACAGUGACGGAGUAGUGAGAUAUUCCUAGGACAGUCGGACCAGCGUGUGAGUGGACAUUAAGAGUUGCUGGCAUGGAAAACUUCAUUUGUAAAUAUGAUUAGACGCUUUAAAAGCUGACAGAUGUGGUGGUAGAGGGUUCUAAGGCAGUAUUACAGCACGGAGAACUCGGAUCUUUGAGCAGCAGUACCAGAACGCCUAAAUGAUUGUGUUUGUGGUGAGCAGGGGCCAAAUCAGCCUGCGGUCUGAAGUGUUAGUGCUGCUGUUAGACGUCUUGGGAAUGUUAUUCCUGGCCAAAAAUCCUUACUGUGACAGUGUGUGUUAGUGGUGUGUGACUGCCUGAAGGAAGGGCUGGUGCACACUGGUACUAUCGCAGUAAGGCUGCAGUAGAACUGCACACAUAUUUUAGAACUGUAUUCAUUUAGUUUAACUUGUAACCUAAAUCAAACUGUAUAGUACUGGAUUAUUUGAAAUUAAAAUUCUGUUUACAGGACAGUACGGUAUGAAGCAGACCCAAUAUUACCAGCUGCUGUUUAAAGUUAAUGAAUGAGGCAUGGUGGUCAUUUGCCAGACCACAGUGUUUAAACCACGGCAUUAGAUUAGAUUACUAACAAUUUUAGAAGGAAAUCUGGAGUCUGCCACUGACAAUACAUCAUAUGAUCAGAGAGAGAUACAUUGUUUAGAUAACAGUUAAAGCCAUUAGAAAAUGUGGAGUGUGAUGUCACACAAUGUCUGUGAUGAUAAAUGAAAGGACAUUCUAUUCUAAACUGUUACUACAAAUGCUAAAGGAAUUAAUUCAAAAGUUGCUUGAAUGAUUAAAACUUUAUUCCUUAGAUUUUACCCCCAUGUCAAAAUUUUACAGUUCAUGUGAUUUGUAUUUUCUGUCCUUAAGUUAUAUAGUGUACAUAUUGUGACUCUAUUUUAAUAUUUGACUAUUAUUUAUUAAAUUUAAAUAUUUAAUCUCAUAAUUUCAUACAUGGUGGAAACAAUUGAUUGGGAUGAACUUGCUUGUUAGGAAACAUUCCUUUUCAAGAAAUUAUUUCAUGUAGAACCAAGUCUUUUUGUUGCUCUUGUUGUUGUUGAUAUUGUUGCAAAUAACUACUGAAGUCAAAUGAUUUAAUAUGUUCUGUUGUGGAAAUUAAAUGGUUUUUUUUUGCUGUAUGUAUUUCAGUUGUGGGUUUAAGGAUGUUUACAUUUAAAUGGUAAAGCAAUGAGACCAUUAGUGACUCAAUAGGUUUAUUCACAUUGCUGUGCUGUAUUUUCUAUACAUGAAACUCAACAUUCGUAUGUGUAUGAUUUCCAGAAUACUCAGCUUUGCCUGGAGAAUUCGCCCAGAUCUCCUUGUGAGUUUCGAAGUUGACCUGGGGUAUUAGAAAUGAGCACUGAAAUCAUUCCCAAUCCAACUGGAAAAUGAGCAGACAACAUAGCACAUACAUAUAUACAUAUAUUUAUAUAUAUACAUAUAUUUAUUUUUUCUGCGAAAGCUAUAUACAACAUGGAUUGUUAUUGCUUUAAUACAUACUAAUGUUUCUCUACAAAAUUAUGAUUUUGCAGGUACCCGCCUGUGUACCACUGCAUAGCUGUGUAAUGGCGUGAACUUAUCGAUCAAAGAAACAAAUUAAAUACUAGCAUCUUGGGGCCAUGAUCAAUGCAUGGCCAUAGCAUGAUAUCUGAUGUCAAAUCUGCAAGGUGGCAAGUGCUCACAUUUGUAAACCACACUGACAUUAUUACUGUAGUGCAUUACUGUUUUCAGUUAUGUAACUGAAGUGCAGAUUGAAUUGAGAGCACAUGUUACGAAGGAUUUAUCUUGAUCAGGGAACAGUAUGUAAGAACUUCUCCAAUCUAAUCUUUGCUAACACAUCUCUCUUAAGUUCUGCCUUUAUCUGCUUGAGAUUUGAAGGUUGAAUAAAGAGCCGAUGUUUGUAUGAAACAUUUUGCCAUGUGCAGUAACAAGCUUCGCAACUUUGAAGAAGAAAAAUGAAACUAAUCCACACUGUAAUGAAAGUAACAGUACGAGUUUAUUUGUGGAAUUGAUAUUCCCUGGACAGCGCGGUGUGAGGUGCUGGCUUUAAACUUGGGUUUUAUCUGUUCGAUAUCAAACAUGGAGCUAUUUGCUGUGGUUCCCGAACUCUGAACUGGAAAAGUGCAACAUUAGAUUCCUGUUGUUUUUUUUUUUGCAGUGGCACCUCAAUAGUAUCGAGUUCAGCUUGAGAGAUGCAGACUUGAGUUUGGGGCCCAGUUGCCACCCCACCAUUGUGUAUUGCAGUAUACGGCGGACAUUCGAUUGGCAGACCUGUCGGUGCUCAGCUGCGGACAGCAGAGAUUUCUCUUAACUAUAUUUUUCUAGAUUACAUGCAGGUGAAAAGAAAUGCACUUUCUCUUGGGAUGAUUUCUGUGGUUAGAAGCAUGACCUGUAAACAGAAAGUUAGAAAUACAGAAAUGGCAGGAAAAUGUGUGAAACCCCUUGAAAAAUAUCAGACUGAAUCUGACGGCUAAACGUCAGAUCUCGUUAAUGGACAAACAGUUCCAAGGUCAUUGCUGCCGUUUUCCAAGAAUAAUAACGGAUCAGUCUGGUUUUCUAUUUGAGGUUAAGAAACUAGUCAGUCCCAUCGUCACGGGUUUGUCACUGGGCUGCAGUGGAGUGACAUUUUAAGUCUUUGAUGCAGUGACUGUUAAAAAUGUUUAAGAAAAAAAAACAUGAUUAUCCAUUUACUGGUUGUUAUUGCAGUGUAUGCUGUUUUAUUAUUAUUUUGAUGUGACAGCAUUGAAGAGUAAAUGAUAUAUUGAGUGUAUUUAAGGUGUGGCUUUUAUCUAUUCAUUGAAUUAUUUUAAAAGGCCUUUUUGUCAUUGUGCUAAAAUAAAUAUUAAAAAAAUAUUUGCUAACCUAAUAAA